This is a messenger RNA of Salvelinus namaycush (lake trout), 3761 nucleotides long. RefSeq names its product RNA polymerase II subunit A C-terminal domain phosphatase-like. Gene Ontology annotation, cellular component: nucleus. NCBI's taxonomy places the organism in Eukaryota, Metazoa, Chordata, Actinopteri, Salmoniformes, Salmonidae. The transcript is spliced from 13 exons. The coding region runs from base 180 to 3155 and encodes 991 amino acids. The record is from RefSeq and is a predicted model, not a curated record. Gene Ontology annotation, molecular function: RNA polymerase II CTD heptapeptide repeat phosphatase activity.
CUGGCGGGAAGAGCGAAAGAAACUGGACCAUCGGUCUGUUUUCAAAACGCACGUUGCUUUUUUUUUUUUUUAUUAGCGCAGUUUCAAUAAUUUAUGAUAAACCGAAUUCCACGCGAUUUGGAUACAUAUAUUUGCUUGACCUGUGCCUACAGUUUAAAGGGAUUUGAAGCGCGAAACCGAUGGAGGAGCCCGCUGACUCCGUCGGUGGCGGGGCAGCACAGGGCCCCACCGCGCAAGUGGCAGAGAUCCGCUGCCCAAUGGCAGCGCGUCCUAUGCGGCUGCUGGAAUGGAAAGUCAAACCAGGGUCCCUCGUCAAUGUGGACUCGGUGUUGGCGUUAUGUGUUCCCAUCCCGCUGGAGAAAGAGACCGGGUCUCAGCCGCUAGAACAUCCCAAAAGGCUGCCAGAGAAGAAACUGAAAUCGGACCGAGCUGGAGUGGUGAAGGACCUAUGUUGUCUACUUGGACAAGUCAUAUCGCCUGGUGGUGUGAUUGUCAGAGUAGAAGAAUGCUGCCAUCCAGUCGUGAUGAAGGGGCUGUGUGCUGAAUGUGGUCAGGACCUCACACAGAUGCAGAGUAAUAAUGGGAGGCAGCAGGCUCACAUCUCCACGGCAAACGUUUCCAUGGUGCACAGUGUCCCCGAGUUGAUGGUCAGCUCUGAGCAAGCGGAGCAGCUGGGCAGAGAGGACCAGCAGAGACUCCACAGGAACAAGAAGCUGGUUCUUAUGGUUGAUCUGGACCAAACCCUGAUCCACACCACCGAGCAUCACUGCCAGCGCAUGUCCAAUAAGGGAAUCUUCCACUUCCAGCUGGGGCGGGGGGAGCCCAUGUUACACACGCGACUGCGUCCGAACUGCAAAGACUUCCUGGAGAAGAUCGCCCAGCUCUACGAGCUGCAUGUCUUCACUUUCGGAAGCCGCCUCUAUGCACACACCAUCGCAGGCUUCCUGGACCCUGAGAUGAAGCUGUUCUCCCACAGGAUCCUGUCCAGAGACGAAUGCAUCGACCCCUUCUCCAAGACAGGGAACCUGAGGAAUCUGUUCCCGUGUGGAGACUCGAUGGUAUGUAUUAUAGAUGAUCGGGAGGACGUGUGGAAGUUUGCUCCCAACCUGAUCACUGUGAAGAAGUACAUCUACUUCCAGGGCACAGGAGAUAUCAACGCUCCGCCCGGGUCUAAAGAGGCCCAGCAGGCAAGGAAAGCCGGCAGCCAGGCCAGCCGACCGGCAGAGGCCUCGGAAGCAGCAGUAACGUCAGGGCCUACAGCGUAUGGGAGGUCGUCUGCGUCAGAGGAGCUGAGUAACGGCCGUAAGAAACAGCGGGCUAAAGACCACAACGGAGGGAGGGUGGAGUCAACAGCCCCCUCAGCCACUCAGAAAGCAGCAGCCAAUGAACGGACUCAACCGGGCGAGGCUGUGGAGAAGGGUCAGGGCGUGGGGGCCGAGGCCAGCACGGCAGCACAGGUGAGCGACAGGACGAAUGUGAAAAAGGCGGUGCACGGAGAGGAGGAGGAUGGCAGCAGGACAGUGGGCUCAGGGGAGGAAGCUCCUCCUACAUCCUCCACUCCUCCAGACCUCCAUGAGCCCAACAGCAACCUGGACUUUGACCUGUCCAGUGACUCUGACUCUGUUACGCGUAAACCACCCUCAUCAGACAGUGAGGGGGAGUACAGCCAGACCAGGAAGUCCAAACAGGAAGAGGCGGAGCAGGCGGCAGUAGAGGAGCCAUCAGGCAGGGCUGGAGGAAAGGAAGAGGGGGGUAUUAAGCAGAAGUGCACCGGGGAGAACAGCUCCGAGGUAGGAGGGGAGACGUCUGUGCUUGUCCUCCCUCCUGAGCAGGAGAACGGGCGCUCAGAACGGAGGAAGGCUGAGACAGAGUCCCAGAACAGUGAACAGUCAGGAGUCACCAUGGAGGAGGUGGACAAGGAUAACCACCUCAUCUACCUACAAGAGGUGUUGGAGCGUAUCCAUAGGGAAUACUACGCCCGCUACAACGCCUUCCUCAGGAAGGAACGCCCAGAGACGCCUGAUAUCAGGAAGAUCGUCCCGGAGCUGAAGGCCCGGAGCUUGGAGGGCACCACCAUUGUGUUCUCUGGGCUGUACCCCACCAACUACCCCAUGGACAGAACCAGGGAGAACUACCACGCCAAGGCCCUGGGAGCAAAGAUAGGAAAGGACCUCCUGCUCAGCUCAAAAGACCCUUGCAGAACCACACACCUCAUUGCUGCUAGAGCAGGUACAGAGAAGGUGCGUCAGGCCCAAGGCUGUAAACGUCUCCAUGUGGUGAAUCCUGACUGGCUGUGGGGAUGUCUGGAGCGCUGGGAAAGGGUGGAUGAAUCACUGUAUCCACUGAAGGAGGACUACACCAAGACCCAACGGAGCAACAGCCUAGCCACGUUCCCUGACCACCAAGGAUCCUUCCAGAACCCCCUGUUACCCCCCGCCCCCCUCCACCUCCCCCCUCCAGCUGCCCCUGAGGUGCGGACGUACGACCCGGUUACGGGGAAGCUGAUACGCCGCGGGCUUCAGGCCUCCAGACCACCAUCUUACCUCCAGGCCUCCAUGUCUGCUGCCCACGGUGACCAGACAUCCCUGAGGGGGGGUCAGAAGGACCAGCAGGGGGAGACGGCGGGUCCCUCCAGUCGAGACGAGGAGCAGCCUGGACCCUCCUGCCGCCGGAGGGAACGCCAGCCCAGCAUGUCAGAGACCAACCCUCUCUACACAUUCUGUAAAGAAGACCUGGACAGCAUGGAUAAGGAGGUGGACGACAUGCUAGAUGAGGAGAGCGACGAGGAGGGAGAAGGCCGGGGGAAGAAGACGAUGGAGGAAGUAGAGGGGCAGCGGCCAAAGGGUAGUGGACAGAGCACUGAGGGAGAGAAGCACCACCAACGGCACCACCAUCACCAGCUGCAGCAGCAGGGUCUGGCCACCGUUGAAGAGGAGACGGAGAAAACACAGACGCCACCUAGUGACCAGGGCGGUACGACGACGGCGGACAGCGUGCCAAGGGGACAGAAGCGCAAGCUUGCUGAGGCCAAGGAGGAGGAAGAGGGGGAGUCGGCGGACGAGUCCACCAAGGAUUCUAAUGAGGAAGAGGAAGGAAGCUCAGAGGCUGAUGAGAUGGCCGCUGCCCUGGAUGCGGAGCUCAACGACUUCAUUUGACAAGGAUCAAUUUGAUUGGACAAAUGAACUGGGCAUUUGAUUGGACGUUUGUGAACGAUGCGUCACAGAAACACUGUAAGUUACCCCAGCAGAUUUACGUCCAGGUGGUACCUGAAUCUUUGUCUCUACGCUGUGUGCUGGUGUGUGUGUUUUAACGAGGUUGAAUGUGUUGUACAGAAUGAAAAGGUAGGUUAGUACGGUAGGAAAACGUCGGGGUGUAAAUAUAGUUGUAGAUCAUUUUUAGGGUUAAUGUAGAAACUUUCGACAGUUGUUUUAUUGUAAGAGAAAAAUAGGAGAGAUUUUGGCUAAUUUAGUAUUACUUGAGUUUGUUUUCAUAUUAAGACUUUUAUAUAAAUUCAACAAAUUACUUAAUUCAUUGGUCGUAUGAUGCCAAAGAGUUUGAACUAGGCCAAUCAAAGCCUGCAGCUAAGCAUUUUACUCUGACGUCACAUCCUGUGUUCCUAUUUCCUGUUGUUUUUUAGGGGUUAAUCAUUAAAACAUUGUUACCAGCAGAAUGACUAAGAUGCCUGAAUGUGUCCCAUUGGAUCUUUUCCUCUCUGUUCUUCUUUACCGUGGCGUUGGUACCAGAGCCAUAUAUAGAGAUCG